AGAAAUUUUGGUAAAACACUUAUUGGCCGAAAUAUCGGUCAAUGACGUCCUAACUAUCACCAUCGUUAAUUCCAAGGGUCUUCUCAUCCUUUUAAUGUCUUCUUCUCCCCACUCAAAGCUCAGGUAAGUCAGAUCCUCCAUUCAGUCUCUCUUAAUCGCUGCGAUCCGAAUGGUGCUUGAGAUGGAGUCGAUGGCAACGGCAAUCGGCGUCUCCGUGCCGGUGCUCCGCUUUCUGUUAUGCUUCGUGGCCACGAUUCCGGUGAGCUUUGCAUGGCGGUUUAUGCCGGGCCCGGCGGCGAAGCACCUGUACGCCGCUGCAUCCGGGGCUUUCCUUUCCUACCUCUCCUUCGGAGCCACUUCCAAUCUUCUCUUCAUCUUUCCAAUGACGUUUGGAUACACUUCCAUGCUCCUCCUCCGACGCUAUGCUGGCAUAUUCACCUUCUUUGCCGGAUUUGCUUACCUCGUUUCAUGCCAUGUGUACUACAUGAGUGGAGAUGCAUGGAAGGAUGGUGGCAUUGAUGCAACUGGAGCAUUAAUGGUGCUGAUAUUAAAAGUCAUUUCAUGUGCUAUUAACUACAGUGAUGGGCUACUGAACGAUGAAAGCUUGACGGAGUCCCAAAAGAAAAAUCGGCUAGUUCAUCGCCCCACUGCAAUUGAAUAUAUUGGCUACUGCCUCUGUUGUGGCAGUCAUUUUGCUGGGCCCGUAUAUGAAAUGAAGGAAUACCUCGAAUGGACAGAAGGUGAAGGAGUAAGUGCAAUCUGGUCAAGUCCAAAGGGUAAAUCUUCACCAUCACCUUACAGAGCAAUGUUUCGUGCUAUAGUCCAGGCCGCUAUAUGCAUGGGCAUCUACUUGUACCUUGUUCCACAUUUUCCUCUUACCCGAUUCAAUGAACCCGCAUACAACCAGUGGGGUUUCUGGAAAAGGUUAUUUUACCAAUAUAUGUCAGGCUUUACUGCUCGUUGGAAGUACUAUUUUAUUUGGUCAAUCUCAGAAGCUUCAAUAAUCAUAUCUGGGCUGGGGUUUUCUGGCUGGUCAGAUUCUUUUCCUCCCAUAUCACUCUGGCAUCGUGCUAAAAAUGUUGAUAUUUUUGGAGUUGAAUUAGCGACUAGUGCAGUUCAGUUGCCGUUGGUGUGGAACAUACAAGUCAGCACCUGGUUACGUCACUGUGAGUUUCUGCAAUUAUCUUAAAAUAAAUGAACUUGU
Dendrobium catenatum is the source of this 1204-nucleotide messenger RNA. RefSeq names its product lysophospholipid acyltransferase 1-like. The transcript is spliced from 4 exons. Gene Ontology annotation, biological process: lipid modification; phospholipid biosynthetic process; triglyceride biosynthetic process. Gene Ontology annotation, molecular function: acyltransferase activity. The coding region runs from base 170 to 1189 and encodes 339 amino acids. Gene Ontology annotation, cellular component: membrane; endoplasmic reticulum. The record is from RefSeq and is a predicted model, not a curated record. NCBI's taxonomy places the organism in Eukaryota, Viridiplantae, Streptophyta, Magnoliopsida, Asparagales, Orchidaceae.